Molecule: messenger RNA, 2997 nt
Organism: Dreissena polymorpha
Lineage: Eukaryota; Metazoa; Mollusca; Bivalvia; Myida; Dreissenidae
Exons: 5
Coding region: 325-1188 (287 amino acids)
Biological process (GO): immune response
Cellular component (GO): membrane
Molecular function (GO): tumor necrosis factor receptor binding; receptor ligand activity
Source: RefSeq, a predicted model, not a curated record
CUGCAAUUCGGGUAUCGUUAAACCAGAUACCUAAAAGUCAUUUUAAGUUAAAGAAGAAGUUUUUUGUUUAAACAAUAAAAAUUAAUUUUAUUACAAUUACAAAGGCAGACUAUACAUUUCAUUUCGCAAUAAAAAGUUUAAUCUUGCAAUAGGCACUGUGUUUACAUUCAUAAUUGGGUCGUAGUUCAGACUACAUAUGACACGAACAUGUUGAUAUGCAAUUAUCAAUAGAUAAUAUGUUUGCUUACACUGUAAGUAAAAAAUCUUCCAAAGAAAUGUAACUAUGUUAACCGGUAGUUGCAAUCAGGGAAGAGAUUAAACGUGAUGCUCGGAUUAAACAUGUUUGACCACCAAGACAACAUUGGAGAGUGCUUUCAGAAAUCAAAAGUGACCAUAACAUGUAACUGUCGUCAAUGGUAUAUGAGGACAUGUAUAAUAAUGACGGUGUUUGGAGUGUGUGUGAUCUGUUGGUGCGUUUAUUGCACGAUACUCAUCGUGAGAUUGACUCAAGAACUGGAUGAUCUGCGGCAGUCACGUGACCGAGUACGUCAUGUUAACAUUCCAAGUAACGGUGUCAACAGUUACCCCGCUCCUGAAGUCGGACUGGGUGAUCUGGGUGUUGUUGACUCCCAUCUUUACGUCGAGCGGACCCUCAUACAUCAAAGGGUGAAACGAAGUAAAAAGGACAAUCAAAAGCCUACUAAGAUGCGGAAAGAAAAGAAAGAAAAAAAGAAAAAGACCUUGAAGUCAGCGCAUUUUAUUCCCCGCAGCGGACUUCAACCACAACAUGAACACAACUAUAAUUCUACCAUCGAAGUGUUCCGGCUGGCACCUUGGUGGGUGACGACGGAUAGCCCAUUUACCGUUGCAGAGCACGGCAAGUUUAGGGUGGACUAUACAGGAACAUAUUUAAUCUACGCACAGGUGCUGUAUAAGCACGCGCGUCCCUUCGCGUCCCUUGGCGUGGUUCAGCACCGUCCCGAUACCCCCCGAGACAUGCUGCAGAGCAUCUACUGCAGACAGGAGAUCCCCACGGGACAGGACCGCCAGCUGAGCAACACCUGCACGCUGACCGCGCUAUUUCAGUUGCAAAAGGACGACUACAUAACGCUAGAGAAUUUUUACAUUGAUCCUGAAAUAACGUACAGUGUCAAUUCGACAUACUUCGGGGCGGUAUUACUGUCCUAGUGACAGCAUACAAAGAACAUAUGUGCACAUAUAGUAUAGUGUUUUGUUUAUUAUACACCGUUAAUGUGUGAUGAAUGCUCUGCAAAUUCAUCAUUAUUGUAGACCGUAUUAUUCGUAUAAAAAGUUCUUUUUACAUGAACAAGACAUCGGCUGUGAUCACUUUGAUAGUCAAUCGACACGGUUUAGGUUGAGUAUACUAUGCGAGGUUUACAAUGUACGCUUACGACACACCUUCUGGUAUUGUAAUGUCAUACAUUGACGCUAUUUAUACUCUCUAAACCUGUGUAAACUGUUGGGAAUUCCCAUUGGUUAGUUUCAGUUUAUAUAGAGCUGACUGCGCUGAAAUAAAUCGGGUAUGGGUCAUUAGACCAGUUUCACAUUAAGAAUGAAUUUCUUUCUGUCGGCCUAAAACCCAGAGUUUCACAUUAGAGCUUAUAUAUGGUACAUUUGAGAAGCGCUUCCAUUACAAACGUAUUGCUAUUGAUCUGGUGCUGUGGUCGGCAUUUCAACGGGAAAGGUGAGUGUUGCGUAGUUUCUUCCAUUAAAUUUAUCGGGAUAAGAGUCUUAUUUCAAAAGAGGAAUCCGCAAAUUGAGGGCUGUAGUAAGUUGUGAGUAAAUGACAACUGAUUUUUCCAAAAGUUUCUUGAAAAUAAUGUACGCGUCAAUUUAACUCGACAAUAGUGCUUGUGCUGUUGAUAUCUUGUUCAAAAAGGCACUUGUUUGCACAUGUUAGUUAUGCUGGAAACGGUGUAUUCGCUAGCAAAUCUUCAUUAUGAAUUAUUAAUUUAUUUUAUAUACAUGUAAUUAUAAUUUCAAAUUAAAAAGAAAGAGAACAAUGCUAUCGUCUGAUUUCCAAACUGUGGAUUUCGAGUGGCUUACCCACCGAGACAUUCAAGCUUUUUAAAUUAAGAUCGUAGUUAAACGAUCUGUUCGUAAAAUACAUUUUUAAAUUGCACAUGACAAGCGUAUUUGUUUCGAUUUAUAAUUGCCCAUACACGAAAUGGUUAAUUAAAUAUUUGUAGUCGUUAGUUUUAUGUUAUGUGUCUCCUCGAUACAUAUCGUUUUUUUGGAUCGUUACAUAGUUGAUUAGUUGGUUGGUCGGUGGAUCAGUUUGUUUGUUCGUUCGUGCGUUUGUUUGUUUUUCAUUUGGUUAAAUGUAACUUUGUGUCCAUUAUUCGAUUUUUGAUUGGCAUACAUGAUCAGCAUAUUAAGACGUUUAACGUCAUGCAGGCUAUGUCGCUCGCUUAAAUGUUACGGUUACACUGGGCACUAAAAUUUUGGAUACACUUAUUUGGAUAUGUGAAAGUAAAUGUCGAAAUAUACAUAAAUAACCAUCAUAUUAAGACAACUCAUGUCGUUCGCUAAAAGGUCGAGGUCACAGAUGAUACUUGGAGUAUAUACAUAUUCAUGAACUAGUGAAUGGGAAUGUUCGUGGCUAUAUUGUGCAUGAUUGGAUUUUUAUAAUGAAUUGGAACACAUGAUCACGACAUCAAGACUAAUUGUUGUGUGGAAAACUAUGAUCAGCAUAUCAAGACGUGUCUCGCGCAAGAACCAGACUACUAUGCUCUAGAUCAAGGCCAUACUCGGAGUUCAUAGGCCAUUUACUGUCCAGAAUAGAACUGUUUUAUGCAUGGUGGAAUUUAGUUUAAUUAGGCACGUACGUUUCUGGUCCCAAUUUGUAAUGACUUCUAUCGAAAAUGAACAUUGAAAAGACUAUGUUUACAAUUCAUUUAUCUGUGGAGUUAGAUAUUAACUUGAUUCUUGGACGUUGAAGUGAACUACAUAUUUAUAAAGCAUGUGCCUUCUGUU